GACCUUUCCUCCAAACCCCACAUUCUGCCCUCUUUGCCCCCGGCGAUGCGCCCCAUCGUGCCCCCAUCUGUGGCCGUGUCUGGGCCCGCCGGGGGGUGGGAGCCUGCCAUGUCCCACCAUGCCCAGAUGGAGGCGCUGUUGUGGGAAAACGAGAAGCUGAAGAAGGAGCUGGACACCCAACAGGAUAUCAGCUUCAGGAUACAGAAACUUGAGCAGGAGCUGAGGCACGUUUCUGAUGCGUACAGUCAGCUGAUCCAGACCUGCGCUGACAGAGAAGCUGAAGAAAACCAGCAGAGGGAGCAGUUACUGCAGGAGAUCAGGAGACUGCAGCAGCACAACAUUAACCUACAAGACAGAUUAGAGGAAACCAGUCGACAGGUCACCGAGGAGGUGGUGAUAACAGACCAACACCAACAUCAGAUGAUGGCCCUCAUUACACAGAACGAGGCACAGCAGCAGGAAUGUGCGUCUCUGCAGCGUCACCUGCGUCUGCUGAGCGUGCGCUGGCAUGAGCUGCGCGUGCAUGCGUUUGCGGUGGAACGCGCUCUGGGCGUGUCGGAGCGGCGCACCAGGGAGCUGCAGAGGGAGCUGCAGAUGCAGCAGACCUGCGGAGACACCGCUCAGCAACUGCAGGGGGCGCUCUCGCGUCUGCAGGACGCCUGCGUGCGCAGAGAGGAGCUGGACAUGGAGCUGCGAGUACAGUUACAGCAGCAGCUCAGACACAUGUCUGACAGCUCUUUCCCAAAUGACCAGCCAGACCCAGAUAUGGAGAGCAGGCUGGCUGUGAUGACCGCUUUAGUUCAUCAGAAGGAUGAAGUAAUCCGCCACCUUCAACAGAGGCUCCGAGAGGCUCUGAAGACUGCUGCCAGCAACCACAGUCAAUCCAUAUUGAGUACAGAAGCAGGAAACUCCGAAUCAGAGAAGCAGCGAGCCGAGUGCUCGUCAUCCACUCUCUCCAGCCCUCAGCCCAAGACUGCAGCAGCCAGCAGCCUGCCCCAGACCCUCACCCCAGCCAGCAGCCCCGGCUGCCAUCUCAGUGUGGCACCCAGCACUGCCAGCCCUGUGCCCUAUGCCAGUCCAAACCAGGCCAGUGUGGACUUUGUGCAACAACUGACCGCCAGACCUCCUGACCGGCUGGAGGGGCUAGACGUGAUGCAGGUGGAGGCCGUGGAGGUGUUUAUAUGA
Alosa alosa (allis shad) is the source of this 1185-nucleotide messenger RNA. Its product is annotated as angiomotin-like 2a. Gene Ontology annotation, biological process: regulation of cell migration; actin cytoskeleton organization; angiogenesis. Gene Ontology annotation, cellular component: plasma membrane; cytoplasmic vesicle; bicellular tight junction. The transcript has 8 exons. The record is from RefSeq and is a predicted model, not a curated record. The coding region runs from base 46 to 1185 and encodes 379 amino acids. Lineage: Eukaryota; Metazoa; Chordata; Actinopteri; Clupeiformes; Clupeidae.